GCAGUCGUUCCGGUCGCUCCUUUUCUUUCAGCGGCCAUCGCAUUCGCUGGCGUUGGGAAUGUUAUGGCGUAACGUGCCUUCUUGAGGGAGAAGAAAUUUUCGGAAAAGGUGAAUGCAACGGGAUUCAUAACAGCAUUGUGUUGGACAGCCGACUAUCUACGGGCCAGUGUGCGAUAUUUUUUUAAUAAAAAAUAACGAGCUUCAAUUUAUUUGGAUCAAAUUGCUGUGAAUCGUUCGUCUUGAAUCAUUUUAAUCAUGGAUGAACCUGACUAUCCUACAUUGGAUAUGGGUGACUUUGAAGUUUUGGAUGAGUGUGUCGGGGAGGAUGAGGAUGAGGUCAUUUCGUAUGAUGGCAAUGAAGAGGAACAUAUUAAUGAAGACCUUGAAGACUAUGAAAGGGAAAAACAAGAUACUGGUGGUAAUGAGGAUUUUUCACAUGCAGAUGAGAAUAGCGGAGACAAUGCUGACAAUAUCUUAGACGUCUCCAUUGACUUUGAAGAGAAUGAGUUUUUAGAGAGUGUAGCCAAAGAUUUUUCUGAAAAUAUUGAAGAAGAAGAAGAGCGUCCAAGAGUUCCUCAAUUCAGUAAUAAAAGACGAGAACCUACUGUUCAACUCAAGAAGUUGGACAUUUCUUUAACUAAAAAAUUUCUAUCCCAACCAGAAGAAAUUCCGGUUCCAAGAAAGAAACCAGGACCCAAAUCCAAAACUAUGAAUAUUACAACACCUCCAGUUAAAAAACCUAUUCAGAGAAUAACUUUUUCUGAUAAGUCAGAAAAAGAUGAUAAUACCGAAAAUGAAGCAAAUUCUAAAAACGAAUCUCAGAAAAUUCCAGUGAAAUCUCCUCAAAAAAAUACCAGUGUCCCUUCAAAAAAGAAUGAUUCUAAUAUGCUGCCUCAAAAGAAUUCUAAUCCAGCCCCUCAGAAGAACUCUGGUGCAAUGAAUCAGAAAAAAACCGAACAAAAUAAACCAAAUGUUACACCAAAAAAAUCAGUAUUUCUAAAAGCUGAUUUGACAGAUGAAGAAAUUAUGAUGCACUUUGAUGAGAUUGAAAACACAGUUUUAACAUCUGACACUUUUGUUAUUCAAGAAGAAGUUGAUCAAGCAGGAAAGAAUGAGAAGAGUACUGAGGAUUACAGCAGCCAACUUAAUAAGACUGACAGAGAAGAAAUCCAAGAUGAAAAGAAAAAUGAUAAUGAAGAAGAAGAUUGGGAUAAAGAUAUUGUUCCUACUAAAAUGAAAACUCAACUUAAAAUAGAACAAGAAGAGUUCAAGGAAAGUGAACUAUGGUACAAGGACAAAUUGAAAGAGAAGCAAGAAAAUUUAGAAAUUAAAUUUUCAAGACUGGCUGGUUUGAUCAAUUACUCAUACCCAUGCUACAAAAAAUGGUUAGAUAGGAAUGACGUAUUAUAUGGAACAGCUAUAUGUAAAAUUGAACCACAUAGACAUAUUCCUUUAGAUCAAUUACAUCAUAAUCGAUGGAAAUUUGUAUGCAACAAAAAACAAAAUCAACAAGCAACAAGGGAGCAAGAAGAGAAUGCAGAUGAUAUUCCAAAAAGUAAAAACAUACAGUGGGGUUGGAGUGUGGUUCCUGGUGUUCCAGAUGCAAAAUUAGAAGAUACUGAAGAAUAUCCACCUUUUAUAAUGCGUGUUGUAAAGUUAUUCGGAGAAUUCCUGAACUCAUUGGAAGCUGAAAAUGAAAAUGCAAAAGAGUCUCACGAUGAAAAAGCCACACCAGAAGAAAACAAUCAACACACAAAACUUGAAACAUCUCAAGAGGUUCAGGAAUCCAAAGAAAAUGAAAAGAAAAAGAUAUGUAUUCCCCCUGAUGGAUUCGUAAUUUUAAUCCGAUGUAAUCGCUCUGAAGAUAUAAUGAUGAAUAUUACUGGUAAAAACAUUAGUGACGAUUUUAAAGAUAGAGUCACGGACUACUUUCUGAAUGGUUCUGGAAAAGAUGCUAAUAUUAAGUCUUUUUAUUGCAAAUCAAUUAUAAAAGAAAAUAACGUCAUUUCAACUGACAGCGUUCUUCUAUUUGGAUCAGAAACUCUCUGUGAUACUGUAGGUUCUAUCAAAAUUGAUCUGCCACCAAAAGCUAACAUGUGGGCUAAUUUAGCUGGAGUAGAAGUUUUGUCAAAUACAAUUAUAGAAUUUUUGCUUCCUACACAAAAUACUACUGUAUUGGAAAUAGGAUGCGGUUCAGGAAUAAUGAGCUUAUUACUUGCAUCGAAAUGUCAGAAAGUUAUAGGAGUGGAUAUAGAAAAAGAAGUAUCAGAAGCUCAAACAUUAUGUAAUUUGAAUGGGAUUACAAAUGUAGCUUUCUUGACUGGCAAAAUUGAAAUUUUCUUAAAGGAGAUUGCCAGGUGUCUUGAAGAUGCUAAAGCUGUAGCAGUAAUUAACACAAACAGUGUAUUUGGCAAAUCACCAAAAGUUAUCAAAGGGUUACGAAAGAUUACUACUUUAGGCCGCAUAGUUCUGAUUACCAAUUUAACAAAACUAGCCAAUCGAAUAGUUUUGGAACUUGUACAGCCGGCUAACGAUACCUAUGGAAAUCCAUUUAUCCCUAUUAAAGGUUGUAUUGUUGAUACAACACCAAAACACUUUGCAUUUGAUAUUGUAAUGUCAAUGGAACGCAGAACAAUGGCAAAUCUAUUGAAAAUACCAGCACAAAAAGGUACAAUAAAUCCUGUCGGGCUUAUUAGUAAAUCGAAACAAGAAGCUCUUAAAAAGAACUCUGAAAACGUUAAAAUACCACCUUUCCAAAAAGGUCUGCCUGCGAAAUUUGCUAGAGGUGGUUAUACAAGAGGAGGCUUUGGAAAUCCCCCAUUCAAAGGUGUCAACAAAUUUACUAUAAAAAGAUCUUUUGAUGAUGACGAUAAUGAAUUUGAACCUGGAUUUAAAAAGUUUAAAUUCGAUAAAACUUGGCAAGGAUCUAAUAUUCGUCCCAAUCCCAUGUACGAUAAGUCACGCAAUACGGACGAAGAAGAUUUACGCGCUCGGCUUUCUAGUAACAGAUUGGAGCCAGCAGCAAUAGUCAAUGAAAUAUCAGAGCAGAAAAAGCUUCUUGAUGCUGCAAAACAGAAACUUAGCGGGGCUAGUUCAUCUGUAGACAAUGAAACCGUCAAAAAAUUACAAGAGAUGUUAAAUCUUGCCAUUGAAAAGACAAAUAAACUUCAAAAUCAACUGCCUCCUCGUUCGGUUUGGGAUCGCAUUGCUCCGCCUCAGGAAAAUGCGAAAGACGAAGUUAAAGGAAAGUUAGACGAUAAAGCUGCUCCAAUGAGAGGACGCCUUGUUAAAGAAACUGGACCUAAAGAAAUCGUUAUAACUACUGCCAAUAAUAGAGGAUAUAUUAACAGACCUCCUGUUCCGGUUGGAAAAAGUAAGAAAUAUGGCAACGUACCACCAGUAGAACCAAUUUUACUAGAACCAGUAGCUGCGAGUAAUAAGUUCAAAAGUGUUGGUAGCAAACCAAGUUCAGUUCCUUACCAUAAACCUGGCCCCAAUCGUUUUCAAGAUAGCAAUUAUCGAAAACCAUCGGAAACAUGGGAUAAAGGAAAACCUGAAGGACCACUUUACAAAGAAGUACCGGGUAGAUAUAUUAAAUCUAGUCCACCACGACGCCCAUUAUCACCGCUGCGUCAACCUAUUCGUUCAGCUCUACGUCAAGUAUCGCCACCUCGACGACCUAUUUCGCCGCUCAUGAGACGACAGCCGAUGUUGUCUCCUCCUAGGCGUCCAGCUUCGCCUCCACGACGUGCAGCUUCACCUCCGCGCAGACCUUUGUCCCCUCCACGAAGACCAGUAUCACCGGCUUUUCGCCAUCAUUCCACAUCUUCUAGAAAUGUGCCAAGUGGUAAUCGUCAGAGUUCUUCACCACGAAGGCUCACACCUCCAAGGAGACCUUUCUCACCUGCAAAUAGAAUCUCACCGCCAAGACAAAAAUCACCUCUUAGACGCUAUGCGGAUGAAUGGGAUAUUCCUACUAGAGGUGCUGUCAAUGAGAGCGGAUGGAGACCCGAGAAAGAAAAGGCAACGUGGGAUGCAGCACCUGUAUCUAAUUGGGAUCAAACUAGUAGUAACGGCAACAGAUACCGAACGGAAAGCAGCAAUUGGGACAAUGCUUCACCCAGUGGUCCGUGGAAAGGAUCGUUGAAUAGUGGACCAUCUAAUUGGGAUGUGAAGAAAGACCCUCCUCGCGAUAUGCCUCGACAUGAACCUCGUCACGGACCAUCACAGAUCGAGCCAAGAUUCGAGCCUCGACAUGAAAUGAGACAUGAGCAACCACGCAGACCAAUGUCACCUCCACGUCAUGAGCCAAGACAUGAUCUUCGUCACGAACCACCGCGACGUUUGUUAUCACCACCUCCACGUCAAGAACCACCACGACGUGCACUAUCACCACCACGUCACGAACCCAGACAUGAGCCACCGCGACGACCGUUAUCUCCUCCACGUCAUGAGAUGCCUAGACAUGAACCACGAUCAGAACCAAGACACGAGCCCAGAUGGGAGGCUCCAGAGAAGAAUGAUUAUGACUUGCCAGAAGAUGCACGAGAUCCGUGGGAUGAUGAUCAUCCAAGUACCCCAAAAUGGGCACCGUCCGGUCAACCAAAUCAAUCAAAUACGUGGGGCAGAGAUAAGCCAGUUGAGACAAAUUGGCAACAAAAUCCAACGUUUCCUAUGAAGAAUUUGAGUGGUAAUGGGGCGAGCUUGACUUCCAAUAUGCCAAAUCAAAAUCAGAAUAUAGGCAUGGGAAUGAACAUGGGUAUGAAUAAUCAAAAACCACCUACAUGGCAACCAACUACUCAGCAAACUCAAAACAGAAAUACCAACUGGAUACCCCAAAACAAUUGGCAAGCAAGUAAUAAUUCUUCUGGAGUUAUGCAGCCCAAUCAAUCACUCAAUUUAUUAGGAAAUGUGCUGAACAAUUGGCAACAACCCCAACAGAACUUUUCCAAUUUCAAUGCAAGACCAUUUAAUAAUGCUCCUUUUAUGAACAACCGUCGCUGAAGCAUCGUUGUGACGUAGUAUUAAGAAUAUAUAUAUAUUUUUUUUGUUAAAAUUAUUCUAGCGAUAGAAUGUAAGUGGUUUACAUUUUUCCUUUCUUCGAUUGGUAAUUUUCAUUCGAACAAUUCUUAUAUCGCUAAAAUUAAUUUAGCUUGAAUGACAUUUUUCUUACACUUUUUCAUAUCAUAUCUAUAUAUAUAUAUAUAUAUAUAUAUAUAUAUAUAUAUCUAUAUAUGUAUAGUUCUUAAAAUUACUAUUUUGAUGUAUUUUUAAGUACAGACCGGCAUAAAUACAUAUUAUGUUGUGCAUUGUUAUCAAUAAGUGAUGU
Messenger RNA from Phymastichus coffea, 5329 nucleotides. RefSeq lists its product as uncharacterized. Bases 256 to 5004 code for a protein of 1582 amino acids. NCBI's taxonomy places the organism in Eukaryota, Metazoa, Arthropoda, Insecta, Hymenoptera, Eulophidae. The transcript is spliced from 11 exons. The record is from RefSeq and is a predicted model, not a curated record.